This is a messenger RNA of Ipomoea nil (Japanese morning glory), 3361 nucleotides long. Its product is annotated as putative late blight resistance protein homolog R1B-17. Bases 221 to 2833 code for a protein of 870 amino acids. The transcript is spliced from 3 exons. Gene Ontology annotation, biological process: defense response to other organism. Gene Ontology annotation, molecular function: ADP binding. The record is from RefSeq and is a predicted model, not a curated record. Lineage: Eukaryota; Viridiplantae; Streptophyta; Magnoliopsida; Solanales; Convolvulaceae.
ACAAAGUUUUACAGAUGAGAGAGAAAUUAAAACAAUUUUUUAACAAGAAGAUCAGACCACCUUCAUCUUCUUUUAUAUGCAAUGUUUGGAGAGUUGUGGCCUCACCCACUCAAUACUCAUUCAUUGAGAAAACUAAACAAGUAGAUCUCAAUAAUUUGAGAGAGAGAGAGAGAGAAACUUGUUAUCUGAAUACUUUGAAUUGAAAGAGAGAACUAUCGAGAUGGCUUGUGUUGCUUUGACUUCUCUGAUGGCAACAAUUGAGCUAGAGUUUCUGCAACCAAAUCCAAGCAGGGUUCCUCUUGAUGAUGGAGGGUUUAUAUCAAUGGAAUCUUUGUAUGAAAAGGUUUCAUCUUUGCAAGGUUUUGUGCAGGAGAAAUCCGGGGCACGGGGUGGCACUGCAAUCAGAAAUCUGGAGAUACAGAUGAGAGACUUUGCACUGGAUGCCGAAGACCGCAUCGAAAUACAACUCAGCAACUUUCUUCUGGCCAACAACGGAGAGGAUCAACGAGAAGCUGCACAGCAACUCCAUCGAACCUUGCGAGAAGAAGCAGAAAACGCAUCGGAGUUGCUGGAAAAAAGCAAGGAAAUCGAUGACGAACAAGUGGUGAAUGAAAGUGAAGGAGCACUGAUUCCUUGGUUAAAACAUGAUUCGGCUUCGGAGAAGAGCAAUGUUAUGGUCGGUCGUCGCCGUGAUCGUGAGCUGAUAAUGCACGAACUCUUCUGGGGCUCUAUGAACCGAAAAGUGGUCUCAAUUGUUGGAAUGGCCGGCAUUGGGAAAACAACUUUAAUUAGUAGUGUCUAUCAAGAUCCAGAUGUUGCUUCGCGUUUCGAUGUACGAAGAUGGGUUUCUAUGCCUGGGGAAUACAAUAACGUGAGACAACUGCUACACACCCUUCUUUGGACACUACUACCAGAGGUAGAUGAUGAAAUUGAAAAGGGAAUCAUUCCUGAUGAUGAUGAUCUAGCAGCUGAGCAGGUAUACAAAUGCUUGAAAGGUAAGAGAUAUCUAAUUGUUUUGGAUAACUUACGGAACAAUCAAGCUUGGUAUGAUAUCCGGCAUUGUUUACCUGAUGAUAGAAAAGGAAGUCGCAUAGUGAUAACCACUACGCAUCUUUUAAGGAUGGGUAAUGAUUAUACUUACUCAAAUAGCAAUAUUCAUCACAUGACUUUGCUAAAUUCAGAAGAAAGUUGGGCUUUAUUUUGUAAUAACCCUUUUCUGAAACUGAAAAAACAUAUGGCACCACCUAAAUUUCAAGAAAUUAGGAGUCAAGUUGUAGAGAUAUGCGAAGGAUUGCCAUACUCAAUUCUUGUAGUUGCAAAACGGUUAUCUAAGUGUGACAACAUAAGACAAGAAUGGAAGAAGGUGCAAAAGGAAAUAGAGUUACUUGGAGUUCUAGAUAGGAGGGCACUAACCCACACUUACAAUCAAUUGCCACAGCACUUAAAAGUCUGUUUUCUAUAUUUUGGAGUCUUCCCAAAACGCAGUGCAAUCAAAGUCAAACAACUUAUUAGAUUAUGGACUGUCGAGGGAUUUGUGAAGCCAUUGGAGCACAAGGGGUUAGAAAAUCAGGCUUAUGAGUAUUUACAAGAGCUUAUUGAUAGAAGUCUUAUUUUAAUCGACACUCCGAGUUCUUCUGGAAAAAUUAAGAGUUGUAGGAUGCAUAGUGCCUUACAUAGCUUUUGCGUAAGAGAAGCUCAGAAAGAUGGCAUUUUUUGCGCGUUAAAUACUCUGCAACUUCCACGAGGGUCAUUUGGCAUGUUUGAAAAUUCAUGCCGCUGGUUAAGCUUAUACACACAUAAAUUUGACUAUUAUGUGUUGUUAAGAACAAACAACCCUCGCUCCAUUUUCUUCUUUCAAAAAGAUAAUGCUGAUGAAAUAUAUGUAUCUUUCAAGUUGCUAAGAGUUUUGGCUUUUGUUCCAUCUUCAUUUCUUCAAAGAAUGCCAGCACGCUUACAGGAUUUAGUUUUUUUGAGAUACCUAUAUGUUACAGAAUGGUUUGAGGGUCUUGAUUAUGUAGUGUCAACCAAUCAAAACUUGCAAACACUUAUUGUUUCUAAUAAAGAAUCCCAAGUUGGAACACCUACUAUCCAUUUGCCUUCAACAAUUUGGAAUUCACCACAAUUACAACAUCUUGAAUUUGACAAAUCUUAUGUGAUUGAUCCUCCAAGCAUGGAUAAAGAUAAUAUGCGGACAUUAUCUUGGGUGUGUUCACCUCAUUGUAGAGCAGGAGUAUAUUGCAGGUUUCCAAACAUUGAAAAAUUAAAAGUUUUUGUAUUUAGCAGUAAUAAUCCUAUUAUUUUGGAUAAUCUUGAAUGUUUGGAACGUCUUGAGAGACUAUCAAUCUCAGUUUCGUUUGGUUGCGUUGUAAUCCUUCCAGAGCCAUUUAUGUUUCCUUCACAACUAAAGAAGUUGAGGUUGAACGGUACUAACCUUUCAGAGAGGGAUUUAAAGGCAAUUGAAAUGUUGCCUCAGCUUGAGGUUCUCAAAUUGGAAAAUGCCUUUCAUGGAAAAGUGUGGAAAGUAGAAGAAGGAUUUUGUGAAUUAAAAUUCUUGCUUCUUGAAAGUAAAAUGCUUGAGCAAUGGACGAACUUUGGUUAUGACUCCUUCUCAUGUCUUGAGCACUUAGUCUUAAGACGUUGUUAUUGUUUGAAGAAUAUCCCUGAGGAUAUGGAAAAUAUGUUGACCUUGAAGUCAAUUGAGUUGCAGCGGUGUGGUCCGUCAGUUAUCACUUCUGCAAAGUGUAUUCAAGAAUAUCAACGCAAUGAGUGUGGAUCCGAAUUUUUUGAGCUCAAAAUCAUUGGAGAAGAGUCUAGACCUUCAGAUAAUGAAUGACAAGCUAAGCUAAGGUCAUGCUUCAACGUCGGUGCUGGACUUUUCUUUGAACAAGUCAUGCCUCAACGUUGGUGUUUGCGGUAAGAAGUUUCACCUUGACAACGGUGAUUUGGGUAGAAAUUCAUCAAAUCCGUUGGUCUGACAAGGCUUGUUGCUGGCCAAUAGUAGCUAAUCCCGUGGGGUGCAUGUUGCUGUGAUUGGUUGCUAGUUAAUUAUGUUGAGGCUUGUGUUCUUUUGGGUCUGCGUGCCAUAUUCUUUUGGGCAUACGUGUCAUGUUCUUACUUUCAACCUGUGUGCCAUGUUUUUAUUCUUUAGAUUUUGUGACUGGGUGGCUUGUGUGUCAAAUUUUGAUGGGAGUAUGUGUCCCGUACUAACUUUAGUUUCUUUAUGGCAGCCUAUGUGCCUCGUGUGAUGUGUGAUAUAUGAUUGUUGGCUAUCUUAGGAGGGUUGAUAUGUCCAUGUUCUGCCAUUAUGUUGUUGGAUUUAAUAUAUUAUUAUUGGUUAUCAUAUAACAUGUAUGUUGUUUUA